CGAGUGGGGGUGGGCAGGUGUGCCUGGCUUCCAGUUGACACUGGACCUCCACUUAGCCCUGCGUCUCCGCUUUGGGACCCGACUUGAAUACCAGGACCCCAGAGCUCUGUGUUUUCCUGGUUUGCCAUGAGAAGUUACCUUCUAGUUAACAAGUGUCAUUUUAACCCAGUUAUAGACCCCAGAUGGGAGAAAGCGGGUUCCGCAGUGGCGUGGUUUUGAUAUCGCCUGUGAAGGCUUGAACUUGGGGUUUUCACAGCAGCCUUCGCCAGAGAUCCCUGCCUUGGGACUCAACCUCAAAAGACAAGUGUGCAUGUCCCCAAGCCCGGCACUCCUGUCCCAUGUUUCCGGGUCCUUUUGCAGCUAUUUAGGUUAUUUAGGUAGUUAUUAAGGUUAUUUAGGUAGAUCAUGACCCCUGGCCCAGAAAGUCCCAGACAUCCCCGACUGCUGGCACGCAGGUUUGAUUUUUUUUUUUUUAAGACCCUUAGGGAAUCCGCAGUGACUGUUACUCGCAAAGCCUGGUCCGAGGAGUGAUGCGCUCCUAUUCAGCUCCCCCAGAAGCCCGGGUGUGGCUAGAGGCUGGAAUCCGUAGGGCGGACGCCCCUUGGAGAUCUUGCCUGAAUCCAUCAGGGCCCUGUUUAGCCAUGGGGAUCGGCUUUGCUGGGAACCUGGCUCUCGCGCGCGGGUAGCUUGGCAGGUAGACAGACUCGCGCGCUCUGCUCCCACGAGCGCCAAUUCCGCGGGAGUGAGCGUGCGCGUGGCCCUGCGGUUCCGUGCUCUCUGAGGUUCGCUCUCCCAGGCCGCCCUCUCCAGCUGGAUUCAGAUGAACGAAGCUCCAGGGCCGCUUUGGUCUCAGCAAAUAUUUCAGACCCAUGCAACCUCGCCAGAACGCCUAGAGGCUGGAGCUAGCAGGAGCCCAUAGUUGGGCGACCAAGCUGAGAGUAAACACCGGCCAGCUGCAGCGCCCAGAUGCCCAGCGUCCCUCCUUUUGAACUUCGACGGCUGAGCCACACUUAGCUGCUACCCUUUCGGCAAAGACUGGCAAUAGACUUGUGGAUUUCUAAUUUACCUGUGAAUGCACAGGAUGGAUCAGACCACACAGAAAAGUGAGCUCCUGUAAUCUCUGGGAUUGCAUUCACAGCGGGUCCCCUUGAACCUCGCUGCAUGCUUAGGGUAGGGAAGGUGUCCCCAGCAGUCCAGAGCUUUUCUGGCCAUGUCACCGUUAAUGAUCUGUGACUUAGUGUGGCCCUCUGAGGGUUGCCAGGGCUGCCCAGGGUGGUUUCCAACAGGUGUGUCCUCUCCCUUCCCCAGCCCAACCCAGCGGGCAGGAUUCCCCCAAGCUGAGGUGUUUUGACUUGGCUUCCUCACUCCCACCUCCGCCCCCCACCAGAGGGUGGCCGUCCAGAGCCGGACCUAGCCCCCUUCCCUGGGAUCAUGGUGCUUCUCGCUGAAAAUGUUUCCGAAGGUUCCAACUGCACCCACCCACCAGCACCGGUGAACAUUUCUAAGGCCAUUCUGCUCGGGGUGAUCUUGGGGGGACUCAUCCUCUUCGGGGUGCUGGGGAACAUCUUAGUGAUCCUCUCAGUGGCCUGUCAUCGGCAUCUGCACUCGGUGACUCACUACUACAUCGUCAACCUCGCGGUGGCAGACCUUCUCCUCACCUCCACCGUAUUGCCCUUCUCGGCCAUCUUUGAGAUCCUGGGCUACUGGGCCUUCGGCAGGGUCUUCUGCAACAUCUGGGCGGCGGUGGACGUCCUAUGUUGCACAGCGUCCAUCAUGGGCCUCUGCAUCAUCUCCAUCGACCGAUACAUUGGUGUGAGCUACCCGCUGCGCUACCCCACCAUUGUCACCCAGAGGAGGGGCGUCAGGGCUCUGCUCUGCGUCUGGGCGCUUUCCCUGGUCAUCUCCAUCGGACCCUUGUUUGGCUGGAGGCAGCCGGCACCUGAGGAUGAGACCAUCUGCCAGAUUAAUGAGGAACCUGGCUACGUGCUGUUCUCCGCGCUGGGCUCUUUCUACGUGCCACUGGCCAUCAUCCUGGUUAUGUACUGCCGAGUCUACGUGGUAGCCAAGAGAGAAAGCCGAGGCCUCAAGUCCGGCCUCAAGACCGACAAGUCGGACUCAGAGCAAGUGACGCUCCGUAUCCACCGGAAAAAUGUCCCGGCAGGAGGCGGUGGGGUGAAUGGUGCCAAGAAUAAGACUCACUUCUCCGUGAGGCUGCUCAAGUUUUCCCGAGAGAAGAAAGCCGCCAAGACUCUGGGCAUCGUGGUGGGCUGCUUCGUUCUCUGCUGGCUGCCUUUCUUCCUAGUGAUGCCCAUUGGCUCCUUCUUCCCGGACUUCAAGCCCUCGGAAACCGUUUUCAAAAUCGUAUUUUGGCUUGGGUACCUAAACAGCUGCAUCAAUCCCAUCAUAUACCCAUGCUCCAGUCAGGAGUUCAAGAAAGCCUUUCAGAAUGUGCUGAGAAUCCAGUGUCUGCGCAGAAGGCAAUCCUCUAAGCAUGCCCUGGGCUACACCCUGCACCCGCCCAGCCAGGCCCUGGAAGGGCAGCACAGAGACAUGGUGCGUAUCCCCGUGGGUUCAGGAGAGACUUUCUAUAAAAUCUCCAAGACAGAUGGAGUCUGUGAGUGGAAGUUUUUCUCUUCCACGCCCCAUGGAUCGGCCAGGAUUACAAUGCCGAAGGACCAAUCUGCCUGUACCACAGCCCGGGUGAGGAGUAAAAGCUUUUUGCAGGUCUGCUGCUGUGUGGGGUCCUCGACCCCCAGCCUUGAAGAAAAUCACCAAGUUCCGACCAUUAAGAUCCACACCAUCUCCCUCGGUGAAAAUGGGGAGGAAGUCUAAAGGCUGGGAAAGGUCACAGGAAGAGGGCUAACACUAGGUACUGCUGAUUGCCACUGGGAAGGCCAGUGAGUUAUUGAAGGACAAGCCAGGACCAUUCAAGGAGGUCCCCAUCUGGGAAAGGGGAGAGGGAGGGUACCAGCUCACGGGACAAGUGGGUAGGGCACAGGGUAAGGGGCAGGGUGUCUGGUAACUCAUAGGUUCUGAAUGAUGCAAGGGCCAUUUCCCUUCAGCUCAAACCCUCAGUCAUUCUCUGAUCCUGCUUUCCACAACUGACCCUUUCAACAAGAAAUACCAUGGGAAAGAAAAUUUCAUACACAAUCCAAAAGACUAUAAAUACAGGAUGAUGAUUUCAUUGUGAAUAUUUUGAGCACACACUCUAAGUUUGGAGCUAUUUCUUGAUGGAAGAGAGAGAAUUUUAUUUUCAGGCUGAACCUACUGGCAACUACAUUUGACAUUUAUGGAGCAGGGACCCAGAGAGGAAGGAGUAUAAGGUAGUGGCCAACAUGUUUUUAGGGCAAGUUUGGAAACGCCACCAGAUUCUCAGCUUGGUGAACCUGGACAGGUUUCCCAGGGGUUGCUUUUUGAUGGGUUCCUUAUCCCCAUUUGAAAGUGGGGUGCAUUCUCCAGCCUUGGAUCUAAGGAGCAGAACUAACCCGGGACAGCAUGCUUUCCUCAAGAGAAGGAAACUGAGGCCGCAGUUGCAUGAGCUGGUGAAGGAAGGCUUUCUACUUUUACCUUCUUAAAGAGCAAGAAGCUGGGAUGGGAUGGGUACUAACACCAGGCUAAUGCUCUGUUGUCAUGCAGCUUCUCUGAUGUGACAAACCACUUCCUUUUCCAGAACUCCAUCAUGGAAAUCCAGGACUGGCAGAAUACUGGCUUCCAUUACCUCCCCCUCGCUUCAUUGCUAUGUAGUGAAUGGGGUUCAGCUGUGGCAUGUAGAAUGAGUUGUGGGGUCCAGGUACACCCCUCCUGAGCUUCCCAACAUACUGAUGCUUACCCUCAAACAUUUUAAUUGAUUGCAAAACAACUGCCCAAAUUGAUUCCUAGUUUUUGCAAAACAUUGGGAAAUGUGCUAUUUUUUUUUGCUUUGUGUACACCAAAUCCUUGCAUCCUUAAUAAUUCACAAUAUUAUGAAUGGUGACUAUGGUAAUCACACAUAAAAAUUAAAACAUGCCUGCCAUUCCACCUUAAGAAUUGUAAAAUAAGGUUUAAUGUUUGUGGCAACAACCCUCCUAAGAAUCACAACCAACUGGCCGGGCGGUGGUGGCGCACGCCUUUAAUCCCAGCACUCGGGAGGCAGAGCCAGGCGGAUCUCUGUGAGUUCGAGGCCAGCCUGGACUACCAAGUGAGUUCCAGGAAAGGCGCAAAGCUACACAGAGAAACCCUG
Molecule: messenger RNA, 4219 nt
Organism: Peromyscus californicus insignis
Lineage: Eukaryota; Metazoa; Chordata; Mammalia; Rodentia; Cricetidae
Gene: Adra1a
Product: adrenoceptor alpha 1A
Exons: 3
Coding region: 1432-2832 (466 amino acids)
Biological process (GO): phospholipase C-activating G protein-coupled receptor signaling pathway; regulation of cardiac muscle contraction; positive regulation of cytosolic calcium ion concentration
Cellular component (GO): membrane
Molecular function (GO): alpha1-adrenergic receptor activity
Source: RefSeq, a predicted model, not a curated record